Messenger RNA from Hypoxylon trugodes, 1777 nucleotides. Its product is annotated as Saccharopine dehydrogenase. The record is from RefSeq and is a predicted model, not a curated record. Lineage: Eukaryota; Fungi; Ascomycota; Sordariomycetes; Xylariales; Hypoxylaceae. The transcript has 5 exons. Gene Ontology annotation, molecular function: saccharopine dehydrogenase activity. The coding region runs from base 116 to 1459 and encodes 447 amino acids. Gene Ontology annotation, cellular component: cytoplasm.
CAAGUAUCACGACCUUCGUGAUUUUUAAACUUCAAUAAACGACGAAGGUUUGCCUUAGACUUUAACGCAUUCAACUCUUCUUCAACACUCGUACCAUCUACAAUAUCAAUUCAAAAUGGCGUCCAAGAAGGUUUUGAUGCUCGGAGCUGGCUUCGUCACGCUCCCUACUCUCCACAUCCUCAGCGAAGCUGGCAUCGCGGUCACUGUUGCUUGCAGAACCCUCGCAUCGGCUCAAUCCCUCGCCAAGGGUGUCAAGCACUCCAACCCCGUUUCCCUCGACGUGAACGACGACAAGGCUCUCGAUGCCGAAGUUGGCAAGCAUGAUUUGGUCAUUAGCUUGAUCCCCUACACCUUCCACGCUACCGUCAUCAAGUCUGCAAUUCGCCAGAAGAGGCAUGUCGUCACCACGAGCUACGUCUCGCCAGCUAUGCUGGAGUUGGAUCAACAGGCUAAGGAUGCUGGUAUCACGGUCAUGAACGAAAUCGGUCUAGACCCUGGUAUCGACCAUCUAUAUGCCGUCAAGACGAUCGAGGAAGUUCACAAGGCCGGAGGCAAGAUUCUAACUUUCUUAUCCUACUGCGGUGGCUUGCCGUCUCCGGAGGACUCGGACAACCCUCUAGGUUACAAGUUCUCCUGGUCGUCUCGUGGAGUCCUCUUGGCCUUGCGAAAUGCGGCCAAGUAUUGGAGGGACGGUAAGGUAGUUGACGUUGCAUCCAAGGACCUCAUGGGUACCGCAAAGCCGUACUUCAUUUAUCCCGGAUACGCCUUCGUUGCUUACCCGAACCGUGACUCGACUCCUUACAAGGAGCGUUACAACAUCCCGGAAGCUCAGACAAUCGUCCGCGGUACUCUCCGAUACCAAGGCUUCCCUCAAUUCAUCCGAGUGUUGGUUGACAUCGGAUUCUUGGAGGAUGCUGAGCAUGACAUCUUCAAGCAAUCCGUUUCUUGGAAGGAAGCGACACAGAAGGUCCUUGGUGCAUCCUCAACCAGCCAAAGCGAUCUUGAGUCCGCAAUCACGUCUAAGACCACAUUCGAGUCCCCCGAGGACAAGACGCGAAUUUUAAGUGGUUUACGAUGGAUCGGCCUCUUCUCGGAUGAGAAGAUCACCCCUCGAGGCAACCCGUUGGAUACCCUCUGUGCCACAUUGGAGAGGAAGAUGCAGUAUGAGGAGGGUGAGCGAGACUUGGUUAUGCUCCAACACAAGUUCGAGAUUGAGCAUAAGGAUGGCAGCCGGGAAGUUAAGACGUCGACCCUGGUCGAGUACGGCGAUCCCAAAGGUUACUCCGCUAUGGCCAAGCUAGUUGGUGUCCCGUGCGGUGUGGCAGUCAAGCAAGUCCUUGAUGGUACGAUCUCGGAGAGAGGUAUCCUUGCUCCGAUGAACUCGAAGAUCAACGACCCCUUGAUGAAGGAGCUGAAGGAGAAAUACGGAAUUUACCUUAAGGAGAAGACCAUAUUGUAAACGGUUGGUCGACCACCGUACGUCUUCUAACCAAUUUACGGUGAUUAUGGUUAGGUAGUGCAAGGCGAAAAGGGGAUUUCGGUGCCCCAUAGGGAGGGCUAUGAUUUACGAUGCUUUUAAAAGGUAGAGAAAAAUAAGGCUUCACAUGGACGCAAAAGGGGUUAGAUAUCCAUGAAUCAAAUAAAAAUUCAUAAGGAUUACCUAUAAAUAUCCUACGUAAUUUUAUGAAGGUAUUUAGAGAAGCGUUAGUACUAACGUUUGCGACUACUAGUAAUUUUCAGUUAUCGAGGUGGAGAAAUAACAUAUUUUCCAGUGGGG